This is a messenger RNA of Macrosteles quadrilineatus (aster leafhopper), 842 nucleotides long. RefSeq names its product pre-mRNA-splicing factor SPF27 (gene BCAS2). Gene Ontology annotation, cellular component: Prp19 complex; catalytic step 2 spliceosome; precatalytic spliceosome. Gene Ontology annotation, biological process: mRNA processing. The coding region runs from base 128 to 751 and encodes 207 amino acids. The record is from RefSeq and is a predicted model, not a curated record. The transcript is spliced from 5 exons. NCBI's taxonomy places the organism in Eukaryota, Metazoa, Arthropoda, Insecta, Hemiptera, Cicadellidae.
GAACUUUUCAUUAAAUUGAGAGAUUUGGAUGAUCACUUCACUUUAUUUUUGUUGUGAUUAGGAAAUUAGUAUUGUAUACCAAAGGAGAGGUUUUACUUUAAUCGGUAUUAUUUAUCAUUAAUAUAAUAUGGCUGGAGAAGUUGUCGUAGAUGCUCUACCUUACAUUGAUCAAGGUUAUGACGAACCAGGCGUCAGGGAAGCGGCUCUUGCCAUGGUUGAAGAAGAGACAAGACGUUAUCGGCCAACAAAAAACUAUCUGGAGCAUUUACCAGCGCUUAGUCUUAAUGCUUUUGAGACCGAACUUCUUAAAAACGAAUUUGAAAGAAUGCAGCAGCGGCUGCCAAUGGACACACUAAGCAUGAAACGCUACGAGUUGCCACCUCCACCUGCAGGCAAGAUGACAGACAUCGCAGCAUGGAGUGAAUGUGUAGAGAACUCCAUGGCGCAACUGGAGCAUCAAGCUACAAGAAUAUGCAAUUUGGAGUUGAUGACGGAAUAUGGCUGUGAAGCUUGGAGAUCGUAUCUAGAACUGCUAGUCAAAUGUGUUUCAUCAGCACAAAAACAACUUCAAACUCUGAGGAAAGAAAUUCAAGAAAUCAACUGGCAACGAAAAAACAUGCAGAUGCAAGGUGGUGAAAAACUGAAAAAACUUGAAGCCAUGUGGGUCGGUCUUGUGAGUAAAAACUAUGAAAUUGAACAAGCUUGUGUGCAACUAGAAAAAGAAAUAGCAGAAUACAAAAUGUCAAAUUGAAAUUGUCUGUUAUGUUUAACUUAUAUUUCCUUUUAUACGUGUCUAUCCCUUAACAUAUGUUUUUAAUAAAAACUUGUACACUCUAAUUCUA